Molecule: messenger RNA, 3801 nt
Organism: Cynoglossus semilaevis (tongue sole)
Lineage: Eukaryota; Metazoa; Chordata; Actinopteri; Pleuronectiformes; Cynoglossidae
Gene: trip6
Product: thyroid hormone receptor interactor 6
Exons: 10
Coding region: 539-2263 (574 amino acids)
Biological process (GO): cell-cell adhesion
Cellular component (GO): stress fiber; focal adhesion
Source: RefSeq, a predicted model, not a curated record
GAACGACUCUUACACUAAUGCCACGUUAUUUCGGUACAACUUGCUCUGGGCUGUGAGCGUUAGGACUGAGAUUUUCACCCUCUUUGUUCGGCUAUGUCCAGGCGGCAGAUGUCGCUUUUUUCGACCGUCUACUGCUGCAUUCGUGUCGGUCGUUGUGGUAAAGUUUAAGCCCUGGACCAGUGCUCCAUUUAACAACAGGCUAACAAACUUGUCAGAAUGAUUAUAAUUAGCAUUAACAAUGACUAUCAACGAGCCCGCAGUGUGUUCUAUGUUACUAUUUUAACUGUAUGUUUUUUAAAACAUUAAGUGACGCACAAAGGAAUACAUUGGCGAAAUCUGAGUUGCAUUUUUUCUGUUGGUUUGUAUGAAAUAUCAUUGCAACUGUGCGUAACUAAUAUUGGAGUUACAAAAACCAAAAAAGUAGUGGUAUUAAAUGUAUGUUCUCUGUUAUUGUGGAGCUCUUUUGAUUUUUUACUCUUGUUGUACAGAUGAGAUGCGAAGGGGAACAGCUGUGAAGGAACUGUAAACGACACCUGAUAUGUCCGGUCCCACUUGGCUUCCACCAAGGACUCUGGACAGCAAAGAACGAGCAGUGCCUCAGAUGUCGCACACUGCUGGGUCAGCGAUUUACCGAGUCCCCAACAAGAAGGGCGUGUCUGAAUUUAGGCCAAAAUAUGGUCCAUAUGACCAAAAUGGAGGAAGUGGUGGAGCUGGAGAGAUGGGCAACAGGUACAUGGCCACUGGACCCACAGGUGGAGCUGUUCACCAUUCGGCUAGUGAUCAUUAUUAUUCUCCUUCUCAUGGAUCUAAAGAAGAUCGACACUGGAGCCCCCAUCUGGACAGUUAUGAACACAUGCAUCGAGGACCUGAAAAGCAAAUGAACUAUCACUCCAAAAUUGACGCUGACAUUGAUUCCCUCACCAGUAUGUUGGCUGAUCUGGACAGCCACCCACAGGACUCAAGCACACAACUGUACGAUAAUGUGCCUUACGCCACGUACAUCUCAGGGGACCACUACAAGCCCUCUCACCAGAUUGCAGCUCCUCCUCAGGGUCGCCCUACCAUGGGCUACCCUCCUCACCCUCAGAGCCAGUACCACCCUACACCUGCUCCACCCUACCCCAGUGAACAUCAAUCAUCUCAGUACACUGCCUCCCACCAGCAGGACUACUACACCUCAACACCCAAGCCCUACCCCCAGCCUGUCCCAGCCUCUUACACCACUGCCUCGACUCCAACCGGCCCCAGGUUCAGUGUCCAGGUCAAAACAGCACAGCCCGUCACCUACUCCCAGACCGGGAGGCAGGCUGAACAGGCCUACACCCCUCCUCCCCCUCGUCAGCACGUGUCACGGGCCCAACCUCAGGCUCAGACACUCAGUGCUCAGGGUUGGUACCCUCAACACCCUGGUUCACAAGGUCAAGAUUUGCACACUGAGGCUGGGUUCAAGGGGGGCAGCACAGGGUCUGGAGGACGUGCCAACCAUGUCCCUGUCACCAAGAGAGGGAUGGACACUCAGACUGGAGCAGGAGCUUUGCAGAGUUCUGCUUAUCAGUCCAGCAAGCAAGUUGCAGCAACAACAAGGCCAGAGGAGGAACUGGAAAGACUCACCAAGAAAUUGGUGUACGAUAUGAACCACCCACCUGCAGAGGACUAUUUUGGUCGUUGUGCCCGCUGCGGAGACAACGUGGUGGGCGAUGGCAGCGGUUGUAUCGCCAUGGAGCAGGUGUUUCACGUCGAGUGUUUCACUUGUAUCACCUGCCAUGCUCGUCUGCGAGGCCAACCCUUCUAUGCCCUGGACAAAAGGAGUUACUGUGAGAGUUGUUACAUUAGCACAUUAGAGCGAUGUUCAAAAUGCUCCAAACCCAUCCUGGACCGCAUCCUACGGGCCAUGGGGAAAGCCUACCAUCCUCGCUGUUUCACAUGUGUGGUGUGCAACUGCUGUUUGGACGGAGUUCCCUUCACUGUUGAUGCCACCUCUCAGAUACACUGCAUAGAUGAUUUUCACAGAAAAUACGCUCCACGAUGCUCAGUGUGUGGUGAGCCCAUCAUGCCUGAACCGGGUCAGGAGGAGACAGUCAGGAUAGUGGCACUGGAUCGCAGUUUUCAUGUCAACUGUUACAUUUGUGAGGAAUGCGGCCUCCUGCUGUCUUCUGAAGGCGAGGGUCGGGGCUGUUACCCGUUGGAUGGCCACAUCCUGUGCAAGAGCUGCAGCGCUCGCCGCAUCCAGGACCUCUCUGCCAAAAUCUCCACUGACUGCUAAACAAAUCCUUCAUUUUCAACCAUUAAGCCUUUAUUUGUAGAGACGUGAUUUUUUUCCCCUGCCUGCUCUGGACCUUGGCUUAAACAAGUGGUCUGUAGCUCCCCCUGCUGGUCUCUUCCUGUAUUUUCAAUCACAGUUGUCCAUUUUCCGUUUUUGCAUUUAUUUAAACCUGGGUUCUCUGGUGAUAUUUGUUUCUGAUGUUUCAUCAACAUUUGUGGUACACAGCGGCCCUGCGUCUUUAUUUCUGCUCAGUAUUAAUGUAACAGAAGCCUGACCUGCAGGCAGCUUGGGCUCCACUCUAUAACUCCAUGAACCUAUACUGGUACUGGCCACAGGGCAGCUCACACACAUCCAUUAACCUAUUAUCAGAAAUGUCAGCCUUAAAACAGGUAGUUGGUGGAAAAGGUGACAUGAGUAAUAGUCAGGAUGAUGACUUAUCUAAAUGCUGUACGUCUAUAACAAGUGUGUGAAAAAUAACACUUAACAACUGUGAGUGUACAUAACAGAAAGAUUUGGUUUAAAAGCAUGUGGUGUGGUGAGUCUUUGCGGUGGUUAGGGUUAGCCUACUGUUAGCCUUCAAAGCACAAGACAUAUAGACACAAAGAAUGUGUUGUGUGAACUUUACAGUUUAACAACAAAUCCAUUUUUUUCUUUUUUGCUGAACGCAAGAAUGAAGUUGCUCAAACAUAUUUAAGCCUUCAAAGUUUGUUUUCUUUUUCGCCUUUGGUCUGGCUAAGCUCAUUGAUACAAAAUCAUGUUACUUUUGUAUGUUUCUUAUGUGUGUUUUGGUCAAUACUUGACUGUUACUUUCGAAGACGCCGGUGCAAUGAAGUCAAAUGUUGUCUUCUGUCCUGAGGAACACAGGGUAUCAGUCACUUUCCUCUUGUGUGAAGCUCAGGCCUCAUGUGACAAGACUAAAAAGUAAAAACAUAAUUCAACAUAACAACUCAAAAAAGUACAUUUGUGACAUUAAGAAUGUUUUUUUUUUUAAUUAUUAUUCUACACAUGAGGGCAGAGUUUCACAUUGUGAUGCGUUGAAGCUCCUGUUUAUGUGACAACUGUCAUAAACACCUGUGUUUUUAUUCCAUCCUCUUGUUUUCAUGUGUAACUUAAGGGCUAAAAACUAAAAUAAUCCUUACCUCAAGGAUGUCAUUCAGUCUUCUCAACCAUCAUCACAUAUAAAGGUAAAUUCUGCUUUUAUCUUGGCAGAACCUGAUCACGUUACUAGGUUUGUUUAACUCUUUGUGUACGUUUUUGCUUGUGUCGUUCUUAAUCAUGUCAACUCAUCCGGGUCACACCCAGACUCUGUCAAAAAGCUGUGAAUUAUUAAGCUGGUAGAUCAGAAAGAUCAUGCUGCCGCAGUCCACCCGUUGGUUCAAACUGAAGUGAAGGAUCAAAAGGUCAAGUUCUACCAAAUGAAAAGGAUUUUGAGGUAAAAACGGUUCUCUGCAUGUGUGAACCCAACUGUGUUUUUGUUCUUUACACAGGUUUGUAGCCACAUAUUAUUGAUGAUGAAUAUUAAAAUAUCUGCAAAUUCA